Molecule: messenger RNA, 846 nt
Organism: Helianthus annuus (common sunflower)
Lineage: Eukaryota; Viridiplantae; Streptophyta; Magnoliopsida; Asterales; Asteraceae
Exons: 3
Coding region: 124-537 (137 amino acids)
Biological process (GO): translation
Cellular component (GO): mitochondrial large ribosomal subunit
Molecular function (GO): structural constituent of ribosome
Source: RefSeq, a predicted model, not a curated record
CACAGUGAUAUCAAGCAACCCAUGGUCCAAGGACUGAUUUUGUAACCCCAUCAUAUUUCUGGUUAACCUCCUUCCUUAUUCUCUCUUUCAUUCACCCAAACGCCGUCGUUCGGAACCAUAACAAUGGCGUUCUUCAGGACCGCAAUCACGAAAACAAACCUAGAUACCAAACUUUCUUACGCAUUCGCAUUCAAACGGUGCAUUCACGGCGUCACUCAACCGCCGCCGCUUGAUAUUCCGAUCAGUCCAUUUGCGGCUUCGCCGCCAUUAACUUUGCCGGAAACCGAGAGAAGCGUAGACCCGUUUCACAACGGGUUCGGGUCUGGUAUCCAUAUUGGGAGCGGGUCUAUGGAGCUCAUGGCUGUCCCUAAAAAGAAGACUUCUCCUCACAAGCGCGGGAUCAGAAAUGGACCAAAGGCUCUAAAACCUAUUCCCGUCAUAAUACGUUGCAAGGUUUGUGGUCGGGUGAAACUACCUCAUUUUUUCUGCUGCAGUGGACUUAGGGACACAGACGCACCCAAUGGUUCAACCAGUUGACCACAGGUAAGUAGAAUUGGGUUCUCCAAACCAUCAUGGACAGAGAACUAGACAUGACCUAAUGCGUCCACAUUCUGAUUACAUAUUCAGUCUACUAAAUCGAACGGCUCUUUGUAUCUCAGUAGGAUCAUGAAAGAUCGUGAUUUGUCACCUUCUCAUGGUUCAUUGCAUUUUUUGGAUGGUAAGUAUGCUGGACCAAUAAUGUACGUGUGUCAUUCAAGUAUUCAACGAUCAUCAUGUUUAAUUCAUUGACAAUCUGAAUAACUUUUGUUCUAAACUUUAAAGUUUCUUCUGAUUUUGGUUCUUGUG